Molecule: messenger RNA, 571 nt
Organism: Amphibalanus amphitrite
Lineage: Eukaryota; Metazoa; Arthropoda; Thecostraca; Balanomorpha; Balanidae
Product: serine/threonine-protein kinase/endoribonuclease IRE1-like
Exons: 6
Coding region: 92-571 (159 amino acids)
Biological process (GO): protein phosphorylation; intrinsic apoptotic signaling pathway in response to endoplasmic reticulum stress; IRE1-mediated unfolded protein response
Cellular component (GO): IRE1-TRAF2-ASK1 complex
Molecular function (GO): ATP binding; protein serine/threonine kinase activity; RNA endonuclease activity
Source: RefSeq, a predicted model, not a curated record
UUACCUACUGGUCUGCUGGAGACUGAAUCAACUAUCUUCUGCUUCGUGCCGGAGGCUCGGAUCAUACCUAAGUUCCUGGGAAGAUUCUAGCAUGGCAACAACUGGCCAACCUUCUUCAGAAAGGAACACCCUGCCUAUCACUAGCAAUGAAAAAAUCGACGGAGACGUUACCACCAUUGGGAGCAUCACGUUCGCCCAAAGCGGCUUCUUGGGAAAGGGUGCCUUAUCUACUGUCUUUCGAGGAAAAUGCGACAAGCGGAAAGAAGUGGCAAUAAAGCGCAUCCAUUACCGCACCGAAGAGGAGCGACUGCUGAUAGAAAAUGAAGUCGACAACCUGUUGAAAGUCGAGGACUAUGAUGUGAAGGUCAUCAGAUACUUUACAACGCAAAGGACUGCCAACUUCUACUAUAUUGCGAUGGAGUUGGCACUGGGUACAGUGGAAGACUACGUGGCGAGGAAACAGGACGUGUCCAAAUCUGGUAUGGACGAGCUUGAUAAUCUCGAGGCGAUCAGCAUUCUCCGAGAUUCAUCCAAUGCACUUGACUGGCUGCACGAGAAAAGUAUCGGGUGA